CAUCAAGUGCGGCGCUGCCAUCCCAGACCGCUUGCCUUGCCUCCAUCACACCUCCACAAUGAGCGAGCCAUCAGCAGCGCAGCCGGUGCUUCUUGCCGCCGUGCAGGACUCGCCGCCGUCAUUUGACCUGCAGGGUGCGCUGGUGGCGCUGCGCGACCUGGCGUCCAAGGCGGCCGCGAAGGCGAGGGCCCUGCACGCGACAGCGCCGCUUCUGAUCGUCUUUCCCGAGGCGUUCCUCUCCGCGUACCCUCGAGGCAGCACAUUCGGCGCCAAGAUCGGCUCUCGCACGCCCGAGGGCCGCGCCUGGUUCGAGCGCUACCACUCGAGUUGCGUGCCCGUCGCCGACACCGAGGGCCCGGUCAUGUCGCAGAUCCGCAGCGUGGCGCGCGAGAACAACGCCACGCUCGUCGUGGGCGUCGUGGAGCGCUGCGACUGUCCCGAGACGGGCAAGCGGCGCAGCGAGUACGGCUCGGCGAACCCCGGCGGCGCUGGCACGCUGUACUGUACGUCGCUCACUAUUUCGCCGUCGGGCGAGCUGCUCGUGGCCCACCGCAAGCUCAUGCCGACGGGCACCGAGCGCCUCGUGUGGGGCUUCGGCGAUGGUGCUGGCAUUCGAGUCGUGCCCACGCCGGCUGGCCGCGUCGGCGCCUGCAUCUGCUGGGAGAACUACGCCCCGCUGCACCGUGCGGCGCUCUACUCCGAGGGCGUCGAGCUGUACUGCGCCCCGACGGCGGACGCCAGAGAGACGUGGCCGCCGUCCAUGCAGCACAUCGCGCAAGAGGGCCGCUGCUUCGUCGUCAGCGUCAAUCAAUUCAAUACAAGAGCGCACUUCCCGGACGAUUAUCCGAGCGCCGAUCCAGAGCUCAAGGACGCAGCGCCGGACCAGAUCGUGACCAAGGGCGGCUCGUGCAUCGUGGGCCCGCUGGGCGAGUUCCUCGCGGGCCCGCUGUGGAACGAGGCCGGCAUCCUUACGGCGCUCGUCGACAAGGCCGACAUUGUGCGGGCGAAGAUGGACUUUGACGCCAUGGGUCACUACAGCCGGCCUGACGUGUUUGGCCUGCGCUGGGAUCGCCGGAGCAAGGGCCAGGUCGAGGAUCUCUGAGUGCAAUGGCAGCGUGUGCAUGCGACGGUG
This is a messenger RNA of Tilletiopsis washingtonensis, 1132 nucleotides long. RefSeq names its product carbon-nitrogen hydrolase. The record is from RefSeq and is a predicted model, not a curated record. Lineage: Eukaryota; Fungi; Basidiomycota; Exobasidiomycetes; Entylomatales. Bases 59 to 1102 code for a protein of 347 amino acids. The transcript has 4 exons. Gene Ontology annotation, molecular function: catalytic activity.